This is a messenger RNA of Didymodactylos carnosus, 240 nucleotides long. The record is from the annotation of a GenBank genome assembly. NCBI's taxonomy places the organism in Eukaryota, Metazoa, Rotifera, Eurotatoria, Philodinida, Philodinidae.
AUGUGUUCAGGUGUCCUAUUUCAAAUGCUAAAAAUCAUGAAAAAAGUCUAUAAAAAUCCGGUUGUUACUGAAAUAUUACCAAUUGACAAGUAUCCAUUUUAUAAAGGUGAAGAUUAUCAUCAAGAUUAUUAUAAUCAGAAUCCAACGCAAGGUUAUUGUUCAUCGAUAGUCAAAUCAAAAGUAGAUAAAUUUGUUAAAAAAUAUCAAGAUUUAUUAAAAAAUAAUGUUCAAAACCAAUAA